UGAACUAGUUAGUGAUCGAUUCUGCACUGUUAAGUUCGAAGCCCGAUUGUUCUUGUGGAAAAGUUUUGUUUUCCAAUCACUCAAGAUUUUGGAAAAGAUCUGCCACCGAAAACGUUUGAAAAAGUUUAUCGUUUUUCGACUGUUUGUUGAUCGGAGAUAAUCUUACUUUUGUGACCUUCUUUCCUACCUAAAAACCUUCACACGCAGCCAACGUUAAGCAACGUGGUGUGCCAUACCGGUGUAUGCUACCUUUUCUGUGAGGAAACAACACAGCACGCUGAUUCUCGAACUGAGAUACGCGCCACGCGUUUUGGAGCAACCUGCUGCGAUGGCUAAGCACCGGUUCUAGACGUUGCGGCCGUAAAACUUAGCCCGAACCAUGAAUCGGCCGAACGCUGCUGGAGGCAGCAACCAAACGCAACAAUCUGCUGCGAAGCUUUCCUUUGCCGUUGAUUCCAAGAGAGGAGGAGGUACUUCUGGGGCUGGAGGAGGUGGAAGCAGCGGCGCUGGUCGUCGCGGUGACCUAGCGGCAGCCCUAAACAACCGAAGCUCGAUGAUAAUAAAAACCGUUUCGAUAUUUCUGGCCAGUGGCAAACGAACCGUGCCCGGAGAAUCACCGGACCGAACCGAGGACCGGUCGGCGCGCGGCGGUUCCAAGGCGGGUGACAAGCAGCAGCUGAAACCGGGCGAACGGGAAUCUCGACGGAACCGGCGGAUACUGGCCAAGAUGGACGAACUGAACGGGAAGCUGAACCCGAAGAUGCUGGAGAUGUACAAACGGAAGACGCAUUUUUCCAAAAUCGAAGUCGAAGCUUUGUGCAAAAUCUUCCGCAAACUGGUAACGAAUGCCACCCUGAACUCGAAAGCGCUGGCCGCGAACAACGCGGGCGUGAUUGCCAAAGCGGGCUCCUCAACGGAUGGGAUCGAUCGGUCGGUUUUUCGGGAGCUUCUGCACAGCACCUUUGACAUUGUGACGGAGGAAACGCUGAUGGAGCGGAUUUUUUGCGCCUGGGAGAAGGGAUUCGAAGGUCUGCCGAUUCGGCUGGAGGGUUGGAUUUUGGGUUUGUCCACGUUUCUGAAGGGAUCGCAAGCCGAGAAGACGGCUUUCUGUUUUCGGGUGUAUGAUUUGAAUAGCGAUGGUUUCAUCACCAAGGAUGAAAUGUUCGCACUGCUUAGAAAUUGUUUGAUCAAACAACCGCAGGAUGAGGAUCCGGAUGAAGGCGUGAAGGACCUGGUGGAGAUUGCGCUGAGAAAGUUGGAUAUGGACAAGGAUGGAAAGGUUUCCUUCCAGGACUACCAAGAAGCAAUCGCCGAGGAACCUUUACUACUGGAAGCCUUCGGUCAGUGUCUGCCAUCCGAUCGGGCAACCGUUUCUUUCCUGUCAACAUUGCAAACGCAGCGUUCGUCGUAAAUAUUCAACGAAACUUCAACUCUUCUAAAAAAAGGCUACAACCGUGGGGGGUAGCCAAACAGCAGAAAAAGUACACAUAAAAUCAAUAAGCGAUUUAACUCUAGCGAUGCUAUUUUACUCUAUAAUAGCAUGGAAAGUAACAUUACGAGCCACGUGGAGUGACUUUGCACCGAAUGUUGCACAGCGGUCUAGGAUUGGAAUCUAGUGACGCAAAUACAUAAUAAACAUAAAUUAUGUAUUGCCAAGAAGAAUCUUCCUAAUGGAUCUGAUACAUCGAACGAAGCUCCCUCCAGCUGAUCGAAGGAAGGACACCGGAAAGAACGUUCCAAUCUAAAUGCAACGCAAAAAAGAGGCAGACACGAGUCGUAAUAUUAUAUUUAACAGUGAAUUAAGAGUGGAACCGUCGAAACUGGUUUGAAGAGAACAAAAAAAUGAUACGAAUGUUAAUAAGAUAUUUCGUAGUUGUGUUUAAGUGUUACGGAAGCCAAUUUUAAUGUGUUGUUUACUUAGAAUUGAAUUUAACAGUUCUCAUCGAAUGUUAUUUUAAAACAUUACUGCACUUCAAAACCACUUAGUGAAGUUUGUUUAUAUUAUUACAUAUAUAUUAGCUUUUAGUAAUAACAAUACUGUGAAGCGGAAAAAUGU
Wyeomyia smithii (pitcher-plant mosquito) is the source of this 2056-nucleotide messenger RNA. Its product is annotated as calaxin. The record is from RefSeq and is a predicted model, not a curated record. Gene Ontology annotation, molecular function: calcium ion binding. Lineage: Eukaryota; Metazoa; Arthropoda; Insecta; Diptera; Culicidae. The transcript is spliced from 8 exons. The coding region runs from base 380 to 1411 and encodes 343 amino acids.